Naegleria fowleri is the source of this 2829-nucleotide messenger RNA. RefSeq lists its product as uncharacterized. Gene Ontology annotation, molecular function: protein binding; nucleic acid binding. Gene Ontology annotation, cellular component: nucleus. The record is from RefSeq and is a predicted model, not a curated record. Bases 1 to 2829 code for a protein of 942 amino acids. The transcript has a single exon. Lineage: Eukaryota; Heterolobosea; Eutetramitea; Acrasida; Naegleriidae.
AUGGACACCCAUUUAUCAUCAGAAUCUCUUGAAAGGGCUGGAUCAAUCAUCCCGGAAAUUCAAUCAUCGAGCAUCGUUAAGAUUGUACUCUUGGAACGAAAUGAAGAUAUUUAUGCUUUGAUCGCAAAAGAAUAUUCUUUUGAAUGCUUUUUGCUGUAUGAAGAAGAAAAGCAUUUGUCCAAGUGUUGUGCUUUUGAGAGUGGUGGAAAGCAAAUCAUUGACUUUAUCCUUUCAAAAAAUACUAUUUUUGUACUCUGCUUGGACGGAACAAUAUUAAUCACUACACUGACUCUUCAAGAAGAUGGAUCUAUCAUAUGCUCCACUUGGAAGGAACUCAGUAAUACUCGAUCUGAUAGCUCUAACAGCCAUCCACCCGUCAAACUGUUAAGCUUAAAUGACAACACCAUAGUGGUAAUGUAUUUACAGAAUGAAAUAAGAUUUGUUAAUACUGAAACUUUGGGUGUGGUUUCAUUCGAAUUUAAUGGAGUACACAUGUCAAGCUGUUCUUCAAAUAAUAUAAUUUAUUUGUACUUGAACAGUGGUUAUUUAUAUAGAUUAGACUUUAAUUCAAAUUAUGACUUGGUAUCCUCAAAGAAAUCAAAAAUGCAAAAACAAGUGAUUUCUCUCCAUCACAUCAACAACGAAAGUGUAAUUGCUGUCACAGAGGACUCUGCUUUACUCUAUCUGAAUAGCAUCAAAGUAGAAAAGGAAAUUGUUCUUAAUACUAAGGGUCGGCUAAUAUCAGAUCUUUAUUUAAAGAGAAAUUCAUGUUAUAUUUGUACUGAAUAUGGAGAUAUCUAUAUCAGUAUAGAUGAUCAAGAGCCUUCACUUUGCUUUGAAAAUUCCCACGUAGAUCAUCUCUGUGCUCCAUCAAGCAACAAUUUUAUGAUUGGAUACAGUAGUGCAAGCAAUGUUUACUAUUUACCCCUGGAAAACGGUGAAUCAAACAAUCCUAUCAAAUUGCUCUCUACCAUUUCUCAUGUCGUUGAUUUUGAAAAGAGAGAUGACGAAUAUAUUCUUGCGUUACCAAAUUCGUUAACUAGCGUGAAGAAGGGUAUAUCUUGCCGUACAUCGAGUCUUACUGAUGAAUCAUAUGAAGGAUUAGACAAAUUAUUUACUAUCAAUAACGGCUCUGACAAAUACAUUAUUUUGAGUUUCUUCAAUCAGAGCAAAGUGCUUAAAGUUCAAGAAGACUCAAUAGAAGACUAUUCAACACAACAUGCUUUCAAUUUGAAUGAUUCUACUCUGUAUGCAUCUACAAUAUUUGAUUGUUUCAUUCUUCAAAUUACUCCAAAGGAAACGAGAAUUAUGAAUCAUGAAAUGACUCAUCUCUUGUGCACUGUCACUUCAUCAAAAAGUUUAGCAACCAGUUACAACAACAUGAUUUACCAAAGCUUUGAAAACAAAGUCACUGGAUAUAUAGUUUCUGAAGAUGGAAAAAUUGAUGAAAAGUUUACUUUAGCAGUGGACAAUGACAUUUCAUGUAUAUAUGCCUAUCGAGAUGGUGAAUUAAUUGUUGCAACCUAUUCAGGUCUAGUCUAUUCCAUUUCAUCCUCUCAUGUCGUGAUCACUAAUACAUUGGAUAUUAAUGAAUAUUGCAUUGACACAAAUAUUACAGAAUCCAUACUCAUGGUAAAUGACAUGCUACUCAUCGGAUUGAGGGAUGGAAAUCUCUUGUGCUUUGAUGCAACUCAUUUAACCAGAAAGUAUAAGCUAGGCAACUAUCCUGUCCAGUUACACAAGUCGUAUGACAAUAAUUCAUUGAUUGCAACUUCCAACCUCAGCUAUUUCAUUACUCUCUCGCCACAUGAGUUUAAUGUUUCUAAUCUGAUUAUCAACGAACAAAUACUUUCAAUGCAGAACUUUAAUCUAGGUUUUGAAAGCUCUCUUCUUUGCUUGACAGGAGACAACAAGAUCAAAAUAAUUAUUGUAGAACCAGAAAGCUUUCAACCAAGCGUUACAGAAAUCGCACCAGGCGAUUAUCAGAGAGUCGUGGCUAUAGAAGAAAAUUUAUUACUUAUUGUUAGUAGCAAUUAUUGCAAGCUUCAAAUUAUGAAUGAAGCAAAUGAAAUGAUGACUAUUCAUCAUUUCCAUUCAGAGCAAAUAUUUUCAGUCAUGCAAUGGCAUAGUACAAAUGAGGAAGACCUUAAUAAGAAAAUCAAAUAUAUUCUAGUUGGAACCAAGUAUAUUCAUAGAAAGGUAAAUCCAAUUAUUAUGAAUACAGACUCUACAAGAUCAUCCUUAGGAAACAUACAUCUAUUGAAAAUGACAACAUCAAACAACAAAUAUGCAUGCUCCCACGUUUUCUCAAUGGAAUUACCAAACAUGGUCUAUUGUUUAAGCCAAUUGAAUAGUCAGUACUUUGUUGCAGGAUAUGGAGAUCGAUUAGGACUAUUUGAGGUAUCCAGCGAUGGAUUUAAACUGAUCGAUCAAGCCAACGUCAGAAACUUUGUGAACAGUAUUAGUGUUGUCAAUAGCUUAAUUGCAAUUACAGAUAGAUAUGAUGGGUUACUGUUUUUCACUAUACAAGAAGGAAAAUUAUUGUACUUGUACAAUUUAACCUCUCAGCUGCAUCCGUUGAAUUGUGCAACUUGUCAAUUUAUUAAUCCCAAUACUAUUGCAACCAUUGACAGGAAUCAUGAAUUAAUAAUUUGGCAAAUCAGGUAUCCCGUUGCUACCAUGUCUCAAAAUCCUAAUACAAUUUCAGUACUGGAAAAACAAAGGUAUCAAACAAAGGAAUUAGCACUUAAAAUUAAGGCCCUUCCAAACAACAAGUUAUUCUAUGUGACCAUCACAGGAAGUGUUUGUUGUUUGGAGCUUCAAAAUUAA